AUGUGGCCUCUUCCCCCCAUUCAUAAAUCCAGCGCCGGGCGAGGAAGACGGGCGGGGCAGAGCAGAACGCGGCGGCCGGGCUGGCGGAGGCUGCUCAGGGAGAGGCGGCAGCUGGAAAACAAGCGCACCCGCAGGAGCGAGUCUCGGGUCCUGCGUCCGCGGCUGGGAGCUGCGCCGGACCGGGCGCAGCGCUGCGGGGGCCGCGCUGGGGCGGGGGGGCCUCAGACGGGGCGUCCUGCGCUGCGCCGAGCCUGGGGGGCGGGGCCGCUCGGGAGAGCGGGGCUCUGGGCACUGGCGAAGGAGCACCCGGGGCGGCGGCCAAGUGGCCAAGGACACCUGCAGGCUUCCCGGGCCGCGCGGAAAGGGAGCUUCAGCGCAACGCCCCGGCGCCGGGCUCCUGCGAUCUGGCGGCGCCGGGAGCCACGCCAUUUACGCGUCUCCCCAUCUCCGGGCGGGGCGCCGGCCUUCGCAAGCGCGCGGCAGGAGGCGGGCGCGAGGUGGCAUAGGGGACGGGGCGCCUCGGCGCCGGUGGGCUGGGGCCCGGGGGGCUCUAGCUCAGCCUCCGGCAGCUGCCGCCACGCUCCAGUGGCGCCUUUUCCUCCAGGGCCCCGCCUCACCGAGGCGCGCCCUCCGUGGGGCGGGGUGGGCGGGGCGCGGCGCGGCGCGGGGCUGACCCGGCUCGCUGCAGGCCCCGGCGACCCAGGGCAGCCUUCCUCCCGGGAGCCGAGGCCCGCCAAGGCGCGUCACCUCCUCGCCGCCAGUGCCCAGCUCAGCGCACCGCCCCUGCAAGCCUCCGCCGGCAGCCCCUCCCGCCCCUCUCGGCCGUGCUCCCCGCCUCCCCCCGGCCCGCAGCUCCUCCCACUGCAGCCCGCGAUACAGGAGCGCUCCCGACCCCUGACCUCUAACCUCCGCCGGUCUCUUCUUGCUGCGUCCGUCGCCCCCUCCUCGCCAAGCUGGUUGCAUGUUUCACUGCGGCUGACGGAAGACCAAGGAAGAAAGAGGGUAGAGACGCUGUCGCGAGGAUCAGGCUGCUCUUUCCUUUCCCAGGCAUCGUGUUGGGGCCUUCUGAGCACCCCGCCCCGCAUCCUGCGCCUUGGAGACCCAUCGGAGUCCAAGACACCCAUGGUCUUGAUGCUCUCCGCCUCUGUCCCAGCCACCACAGCCUCUGCGAUGGAAUGGGGGACGUGGUGGCCUUGGGCAGAGAAGCGCCUCUUGGGCCGCAUGGAAGGAAACCGUAGCUCUGGCUCUGUUCGUAGCGAAACGUGUUAUGGAUGUGGGCUGGGUGGGUGGCCUUGAAAGGCCAUGAAUUAAAGCUUUUGCUCGUCAUUGCUCUGGGGGACAAUGGAAGUGCCUGUGUUCUACCUCGUGACCCCUCCUGCUUCUACUCUUAUUCCACCCAUUGCAAUUUGCCUGUGUAUAUUUCUCCUCUCCCCUCCCUAACCCUGAGCUCCUACAGGCGGCAUUGUGUUUUUCCAUCUUGGUAGCUCCCACCGUGCCUGCCUCUGAGAACCUGUUUGCUAAGUGAUACCCAAAACAUUAGGCACCAACUGGAUUUUACUGGCCCUAUCCCAAGAGCAACUUCCAGAUGCAUUUGUUUUUGUUAAGUCCAGAACCUAUUUUACAUCUUCAUAUUAAUCCCCAUUGGUUUUUUUUUUUUCUUUUUUACAGCUUCAGGCAGCCUCCAUGCUUGUCUGGAUGACGUCAGGAGAUCUUGAGGUGGAAAUGCAAGGUGAAUGACACACCUGCCCUAGACACCUGUCACCAUCUCAUUUCCCAUUUUUGGAUCAGGCAGUACCUAGCUCAACUGGGAAAAACAAGACAAGGGUCUAUGUGUGCUCUCAGGAAAGGUUAAAAGCCCAGUGCCAAUGCAAGGGAGUUUUACAAGCAAGUCUCUUUAUUAAUGAGGCCAGAAAACCAAAAUGACAAUGAUCUUUGAUGAUCUGUACUGAUAUGCAGGGGACAUGAGUUAAUUAGAAACACACAUUUACUGGCACCUGCUUUGUGCCCAGUCCCUGCUCCUCAAAAUGAUAUUUAUAUUUCAGAGUUUAGCUGGCUUCGAGUUUGCUGCUGUGAAAAGAAAUAUCCCAAGUGUGACUGGGAAGAGAAGACCCGGGACAGGCCAGAAGCUGGAGUGAGGAAGAAGGAACCACAGAAUAUUAAAAAAUCAUCUGUAAUGAGUAACUUUCAAGUCCUAUCCAGUCCGUGUCCUGGCAAAGUCUCUCAGAGUCUCUCUCCUGCUUUCUAUUCAUCAGGAUGACUGAACUCAGUCAUAGUAAGAAAGGGAGUAUAGUGGGCCGGGGAAAAAAACCCGUAGUAUCCCAUCCGCGAUUGACUUAUUCACUAACUGAAUACUUACUGAAUACCUAUGAUAUGCCAGAAGCAGUUCCAGGCACUGGAAAUACAUCAGUAAAUAAAACAGCCACUUGCCCUAGUAAAUCUG
Messenger RNA from Cebus imitator (Panamanian white-faced capuchin), 2440 nucleotides. RefSeq lists its product as uncharacterized. The record is from RefSeq and is a predicted model, not a curated record. Bases 1 to 1296 code for a protein of 431 amino acids. Lineage: Eukaryota; Metazoa; Chordata; Mammalia; Primates; Cebidae. The transcript has a single exon.